Anoplopoma fimbria (sablefish) is the source of this 2483-nucleotide messenger RNA. Its product is annotated as intestinal mucin-like protein. The transcript has 19 exons. NCBI's taxonomy places the organism in Eukaryota, Metazoa, Chordata, Actinopteri, Perciformes, Anoplopomatidae. Gene Ontology annotation, molecular function: protein binding. The record is from RefSeq and is a predicted model, not a curated record. Gene Ontology annotation, cellular component: extracellular matrix. The coding region runs from base 81 to 2483 and encodes 800 amino acids.
CUCCCGUCAUCGCUUCCACUACUGUAUGCUUCUGCAUAGUUAAUGGCAAGCAUUAUAGUCCAGGGGAUUUGAUAUUAGACAUGGCACACAUUGGAUCUGGUGUAUGUCUCACAAUGAUAUGUUCUGAUAUUUGCGAGAUUCACAACACGACUGUCAAUUGCGGUACCACGACCAUGCCUACACCCACACCCACACCCACAACUCCUUCACCAAACUGCCCUGAAUGGGAUGUAGCACAAAAUGAGACCUUCCUUUUGUGCAACUGCACCAUGGCCAGAUGCAUUGAGAAUAAUACAAUUGAAAUAAUUCCUUAUGAAUGCCCACCCCUUGAGAACAUCACUUGUACCAAUGGAAAGAAACCAGUUCUUGUGUCUGAUGAGUACGGCUGCUGCCAUCAUUACGCUUGUGACUGCGUUUGUGAAGGCUGGGGAGAUCCUCAUUACAUAACAUUUGAUGGAUUCUACUACAGUUAUCAAGGAAACUGUACUUACGUCUUGAUGGAAGAGAUUUUACCGAAACAUAAUUUGAACAUUUAUAUUGACAAUGUCUUCUGUGAUCCCACUGAAGAUGUUUCUUGUCCACGAUCAAUAAUUAUAUCGUACAAAUCAGAAGUUGUCACACUCAUAAAUCAUAACCUUCUUGGAGCAGCGCAGUUGGAGGCACUCAAAAAUGGAGUACGUCUGAAACUACCUUAUUCACAGCUAGGUGUUAAAAUCUUGGAUUCUGGCAUUAACUUGGUUUUGGAGAUCCCUCACCUAAAGGUGGUCGUUACAUUUGGAAUAACUGGCUUUAGUGUCACCCUUCCAUAUCAAUAUUUUGGCAGUAACACACAGGGCCAUUGUGGAACAUGCAAUAACAACCAGGCUGAUGACUGCAGGCUGCCUGGAGGCAAGCUAGUAGAAAAUUGUGCAGUGAUGGCUGACUAUUGGCCUGCAAAACACAUUCACCAACCCAACUGCCAGAUACCAUCUGUACUGCCGACCAAUAUACCUGGACCUCCACCAACCUUUACUCCAUGCAUUGCAGACUCCAUAUGUCACAUGCUUAAAAGCAGUCUCUUUGCAGCGUGCCAUCCUUUUGUCUCUCCUGACAAUUUCUACCUAGGUUGUGUUUUUGAUAGCUGCCAUGUUUCCAACCCAACAGUGGAGUGCACAAGCUUGCAGACUUAUGCUGCUGCUUGUGCUCAGGCUGGGGUUUGUCUGCACUGGAGGAACCACACCACGCUGUGUGCAAAUGACUGCCCAUCAGACAAAGUUUACAAGCCAUGUGGUCCUGCAGAACAACCAACCUGUGAAGACAGUCCUAAUGAAGAGACCAUGAACUACACUGUUGAGGGCUGCUUUUGUCCAGAUGGAAUGAAACUCUUCAACAAAGAGUCUGGCAUAUGUGUUGAUAAGUGUGGAUGUCUUGAUCCUGAGGGCAUUCCCCGCGAGUUUAAUGAGAGGUUUGAGUACAAAUGCCAAAACUGCAUCUGUGAGGAGUCCACCAAGACUGUGACUUGCAAACCAAAGGCAUGCCCAACACCACCUAUAGCAAACUGCACUGGCCCUGGGUUUGUCCUCGUCGACCAAACUAAUCCCUCAGACUCCUGCUGUUCUGCCUUUGUUUGCCAAUGUCAAAGUAACACUUGCCCAGUCUACAACAUGAACUGUCCGGUAGGAUAUAUGCCAGUUGUCAGUGUUCCUAAGGGAAAAUGCUGUCCAGAACGUACAUGUGAGCCUAAAAGAGUUUGUGUCCACAAAAACAAUGAAUACCAGCCUGGCUCUUCAGUUCCUGGGCCUCAAUGUCAGGAUUGUUCAUGUACCAAUGAGGUGGACCCUGAUUCUGGUCUAUUCAGGAUACGUUGUGAGUUUCAGACAUGUGAAGAAAACUGUGCCAUGGGAUAUGAAUAUGUGGAAACUGAUUCAGAUGAAUGCUGUGGGAAGUGUGUACAGACACACUGUGUUGUCAGUGUCAAUAAUACCAAGAACCUCUUGAAGCCAGGAGAUAUUUGGUCACCAGCGGAGAAUAAGUGUCAGUAUUACACUUGCAUUAGGGUCGGUGACACUUUAACAACGUUCAAUUCACACAUUGUUUGCCCGCCAUUCCAGCAGAGCAACUGCCAACCAGGCACAGUUCAGACUGCAGCAAAUGGCUGUUGUAAAAUUUGUGUGGAGAGGGAGAGGGCCUGCAAGUUAGUAUCCAUGAAAACGCAUGUUGGGCAAAACGGCUGUCAGUCUUACCAGGAGGUAGAUAUGCCAUAUUGUGAAGGAUCAUGCAACACUUUUACCAAGUACUCUGAAGUAGCAGCUGCUAUGCAGCAUUCUUGCUCCUGCUGUAGGGAGACACGCUCCAGUAAUCGCACUGUUGACUUGCACUGCUUGAAUGGAGAUGUGGUCCCCUAUUCAUACAUCCAUGUGGAGGAGUGUGGGUGUGGCGACUCAGACUGCACCAGAUCUGUUGCACAACUUGUUCGCAGGAGGCGAAGCUCCACAUUGGUGUAA